AAAUCAAUGAGCCAAAUAACAAACGACGACUCCCAAGAAAAACACACGGAAAUAAUACUUCCAGCUUUCAGGAAGCAAAGACAAGCAAUGGAUAAUCCAGCAUUUGAAAACUCAGAGGAAGGCGAUGAAUCCGGCAAGAAAAAGAUGUACACAGCGACUGAUGUGCCUGGUCCGCCAGGUAAUACGGUCCGUGCUCGAAAGUUGACACCUAAAAUAAACACAAGUUAUCGAACGAGUCAGACAGACAUUUUACCAACAUUGCACGAAAUACCUUCCGUGACUGAUCUGACUGAAAUGAAAGAGUCAGGACACAUGACGAAUGGCAGCAACUUAGAACAUGCAGCAGCGGGACCUCCAACUUUGAUUCAGAAAGGGAAGUCUUCGGCUGCUUCGUUGCGCCAAUUAGUGCGAAACAUGAGUCGUGAUGUCAUACCGAAUAUCGACAAUUAUCGCACGACUUAUCAGAGGCAAACGGCAGCCAGACCCAGUUUACACGAACUGUGCAGUCCCACGACACCUGCAGUCAAUGAAGAAGUAUUACUACGUGAUUUUAGUGAGGUAGAAGUUGAGGAAGGAGGCCCUAAACUACCAGAGGAUAUUGCUAAAGACAAUGUGGGAGGACCUGUCAAAUUUGGAUGGAUCGAGGGUGUUUUAAUUCGAAACAUGAUGAGCAUUUGGGGUGUUAUGCUUUUCUUACGUCUUUCAUGGGUAGUGGCGCAAGCAGGAAUAGGCGAAACUUUGGUUAUUAUCGGAAUUUCGACGUUCAUCACUUUGGUGACGGCCUUGUCCAUGUCGGCCAUAUCAACCAAUGGAGAGAUCGGCGGAGGUGGCACUUAUUUCGUGAUGUCAAGAGUAUUGGGCCCAGAAUUUGGUGGAUCAAUCGGCAUCAUCUUUAUCAUCGCCAACGCGAUGGAUUGCGCCCUCAAUACAGUUGGUUUCGCUCAAACCGUUUUGGAUAUGAUGAAAACAUACGGGGGAGGAAUGAUCAUCGUAGACGGAGGUGACAACGACAUCCGCAUCAUAAGUGUCGUCGCCAUAUUCUUGAUCUGCACUGUCUGCGGUCUUGGAUCUUAUUACGAAACAAAGAUGAAAAACAUCAUGUUACUCAUUAUGCUGAUUUCCCUCUCAAAUUUCCUUGCUGGAAGCAUUAUGGGUCCUUCAGACGAAUUGGAACAAGCACAAGGAUUUAUCGGUUACAGCAUGGAAUUACUGAAAGAGAACUGGAAUUCAAACUAUUUCGUCACUGAUGGCCAAAUGCAGAAUUUCAUUUCCGUGUUUUCCGUUUACUUUCCGGCCUGCAUCGGAAUUCUUGCCGGAGCUAAUGUUUCCGGUGAUCUAAAGAACCCUAAUUCAGCUAUCCCCAAAGGAACGAUAUGGGCCAUCAUUCUCUGCAGCAUAGUUUACGCUGGAGUAGCCGUAAUUUGUGCAGUAACAGUAGCACGACAAGCUACUGGACGAGUUGUUGACUUGGCCAAUGGAACCUAUUUAAACUGCACCUCUUUUACAAACGGCACUAACUGUAAAAGUGGCCUGAAUUACGAUUAUCAGGCGAUGUCUUUGGUCUCUGCCUUUGCUCCGCUCAACUAUUUGGGUUGCAUCUCGGCUACACUUAGUACAGCUCUCUCGGAUUUUGUUUCUUGUCCGGCUCUCAUCGAAGCCAUGGCGGCUGAUAAUCUCUAUCCCUAUUGGAUGAUGGGUUUUAUGGGAAAGGGAUAUGGGAAAUCAAAGCAGCCAUUACGCGCAAUUGCUUUUACUUUCCUGUUAUCAGUGGCUUUCAUUCUAAUAGCUAAAUUGGACAUGAUCGCCUUACUGAUUUCGGAUUUCUUUCUCGCCACGUUCGCCCUAAUGAAUUUUUCAACGUUCCACAUCAGCUUGGUCAAACCAAUCGGAUGGCGACCGACUUUUAAGUAUUACAACACUUGGCUAAGUCUCUUGACGGGCAUUCUGUCAAUCGUCUCCAUGAUCCUCGUCAGUCUACCUAUAGCAAUGAUAACAAUAGCUGUCGUCCUGUUUUUUUAUUUGUUAGUUCUCUACCGAAAACCUGAGGUGAACUGGGGAUCAUCUACUCAAGCACAAACCUAUCGCGCCGCUCUGAAUAGUAUUCAACAACUCGUUCACAUAGAGGAACACGUCAAGAAUUACAGGCCACAAAUUUUGGUUCUAACGGGACUCCCCAACACUCGCCCAGCUCUGGUAGACUUUGCCUAUCUCAUCUGUAAAAAUAAUUCCCUGAUGGUCUGUGGAAAUGUUGUCGAGGAAAGAUUAACAUUUGAAAUGCGCUCCAAUCUACAACAAAAAGCUUAUCGAUACCUGCGAUUCACCAACAUCAAAGGAUUCUGUUCCGUUGUCGAUAACUUGAAUCUCCACACAGGCGUUGAAGUAUUGUUGGGCCUUUCUGGCGUUGGUAAAGUAAAGCCCAACAUUCUGAUGAUGGGCUACAAAAAUAACUGGGCAACCUGCGACAAAAAAAUAUUGGAUGAAUAUGUGUUGACUAUACAUACUGGGUUCGAAAUGAAUGUGGGUGUGGCCAUCCUUCGACUACAAGAGGGCCUCGAUUGUUCUGAAAUUUUGGGAGACAUAGACGAAGUUAUUCUGAAUAAAUCUAGCGAGAAAACCUAUGAGUCAACAAGCCGCCCAUCAUUCGGACGGGAAAACUCAGUGAUCAGUGAUAGCAAUUUAUCGGAAACCCCAACAGACAUCUCAUCAUCAAUUAGAAAUUCGAGUAUCAGCGAAUCAGCAGAUGAGUCCACAGUUCAGGAAGAAGGCAGCCGAACUGUGGUGCUUGGUGUCACGAAAAACAAGAAAAGCAAGAAAAAGCAAAAGCAGGCCAUCACAUUUAGAGACCCUAAGGGAAACGAAUUGCCAAAGAGUUUAAUGAACAGAGUAAUCUUGUUCCAGAAAAAACAGAAAAAAGACACCAUUGAUGUCUGGUGGCUGAGCGACGAUGGAGGUUUGACACUACUGCUACCAGUUCUGAUCAAUAGCCGGUCCAAUUGGUCUGAGACUAAACUGCGCAUUUUCUGCACGGCGUCUGGUGUCCAAGAAUUGGAAAAAGAGCAUAAAGGAAUGACAGUAUUGCUCUCCAAAUUCCGAAUUGAUUAUUCGGAUCUAGUUAUUAUUAGUUACGCUAAUGCAGCACCGAAAAGCAAAACCAAAGAGUGGUUUGAUAGCCUGAUUCGACCCUUCCGACAAUCAGGAGAAGGAAACCACAUAAAAGAAAGAGAACUUGAAACUUUUCAGUACAGAACUGAUCGUUACCUCAGAUUGAGAGAGUUACUCCAGGAUCAUUCCUCGGAUUCCAACUUGGUAGUUAUGACCUUACCAAUACUCCGAAAAGGAGACUUUAGUGCCCCACUUUACAUGGCUUGGUUGGAGACACUCACUGCUAAUAUGCCUCCGUUCAUGCUCGUCCGCGGAAAUCAAACAUCUGUUUUGACAUUUUAUUCUUGAAAUGUUGACCGAUAAAAUUGUGAGCACUUGUUUUGUUAGAAUGGCCAGCAUGUACAUUUACGUACAUCUCACAUUAGAGAAUUGUUGUCCUUUUUUUAUUUUUUUUGUUUUCAUACAAUCUUGUCAAGAACCCAAA
Molecule: messenger RNA, 3586 nt
Organism: Daphnia pulex (common water flea)
Lineage: Eukaryota; Metazoa; Arthropoda; Branchiopoda; Diplostraca; Daphniidae
Product: solute carrier family 12 member 3-like
Exons: 24
Coding region: 7-3450 (1147 amino acids)
Biological process (GO): sodium ion transmembrane transport; chloride ion homeostasis; cell volume homeostasis
Cellular component (GO): membrane
Molecular function (GO): sodium:potassium:chloride symporter activity
Source: RefSeq, a predicted model, not a curated record